AUGUCUAUUCAGCGGAUUCUCCGUCUUACUGGGGAUUCUCUAAUCGCUCCCCUUCCGCGAUCGCGAAGCAGCAGCUAUGGGGUGAUUCCUAUACCCCCAGUGGCAAAGAAUUUCAGUCAUGUGUUGGAGACGCAUGGAGACAAGAGAGUGAACGAUUACUACUGGAUCCGCGAUGAUGAGAGGAAAAGUCCCGACGUGUUGGCACAUCUGGAGGAAGAAAAUGUUCACACGGAGGCGGUUAUGGCUGGUGAGAUUUGUGAAGAUCCGAUGCCUGGCCACCUGAACACAUCCAGUACAUGUCGUUUUGGGGUUCAUUGUUUGUUGAUUUUGCUGGUACACGCAGUCGGUUUAUCGACGCAAGCAUGUAAAUUCACAUGGGCUAUGGGGAAAGUAUCCUCCGAGAACCCAAUGUCCGCGGCCCAUUCUGAUAAAAUUGACUGGGCCGCGGACAGUGAGACAUUGUUCUACGUGACCCUAGAUGAAGUGCUCCGUCCUUACAAGGUUUGGCGACACAAAUUGAAUAACGAGCAAUCUGACGAUGAGUGCCUGUAUCAUGAACAAAAUGAGGAAUACUUUCUUGAUCUUGACAAGUCAGAGAGAACUUCAAGCCAUCACUAUUAUGCACUUUCUCCAGCUGGAAAGCCAGUAGAGUCGCUCUCUGAGGGACAGAGAAUCAAGGUUUUGGAGCCCACGUAUUCCUUACAGCGUGGAUCAUACCAAUUCAACUCCCACAUCUUUCCAUAUGGUUAUAGCUCCUUGCGAACUCCAUAUUCUAUUUAUGAUUAUGAUGUGAACACGGGCAAGGCCGUGUUGAAAAAGUCGACGCCGGUCUUGGGUGGCUUUGACACAAACCAGUAUUAAACCGUGAGGUCCUGGGCUACAGCCAGUGAUUGCACACGCAUUCCUAUAUCAAUCGUAUACAGGAAGGAUAUUGCUAAAUUGGAUGGCGCAGACCCAUUGUAUCUCUCUCGCUAUGGUUCCUACAGGAUUUCGUAUGACCCCGAGUUCUUCUUGGACACACUAUCUUUGUCAGAUCGAGGGGUUGUACUUGCUACUGCCCAUAUUCGAGGGGGAGGAGAGUUGGGGCGCAAGUGGUAUGAGAAUGGGAAAUUACUGAAUAAGAAAAACACCUUCACAGAUUUUAUAACUUGCGCAGAGUACUUAUUGGAGAAUACGUAUGGAUCUCGAUGUAAGCUUGCUAUUCAAGGACGGAGUGCAGGCGGCCUCCUGAUGGGUGCAGUUCUGACCAUGCGACCUGAUCUAUUCACUACCGUUAUCGCGGAAGUGGCGUUCGUAGAUGUUUUAACAACCAUGCUUGAUCCAUCCAUUCCUCUCACAACCCUAGAAUGGGAGAAAUGGGGUAAUCCUUUCAAAGAGGAGUAUUAUCACUACAUGAAGUCUUACUCGCCUCAGAAUAACAUUCAAGCCUGUAACCACCCAAAUGUGCUCGUCACAGGAAGUUUUCAUGGCUGGUGGAAGCUUUCAUUGUGGUGGCUUUCCCUUUACGAUGUUAGCUUCAUAUUUCUGAGCUGGCACAUUAGCAGAGAACAACUUAUAUGAUUUUAAAUAUGCCAUGACAUUCUACCAUAUUCUAAUACUCUACUUUUGAAUGCA
Messenger RNA from Physcomitrium patens, 1614 nucleotides. Lineage: Eukaryota; Viridiplantae; Streptophyta; Bryopsida; Funariales; Funariaceae. The record is from RefSeq and is a predicted model, not a curated record.